Danaus plexippus (monarch butterfly) is the source of this 1074-nucleotide messenger RNA. Its product is annotated as ejaculatory bulb-specific protein 3-like. The transcript has 3 exons. The record is from RefSeq and is a predicted model, not a curated record. Lineage: Eukaryota; Metazoa; Arthropoda; Insecta; Lepidoptera; Nymphalidae. The coding region runs from base 373 to 684 and encodes 103 amino acids.
ACAGAUUUAAGACUGUUUAAUUGAACAAUGACCCAAUUCAUUAAAAUUAAUUUCAAAAUAUGUGAACACGAAGAACAAAGCGUUUGUAAGCAGAUAAUUAGGAAUAUUUGUUUUAGAUAAUGUUAUUGCUAAUAAACGAAAUGAGGGCUGCUUUAAUGACUCAUAAGUUAAAAUUUAUAGGAAUAGAUUGACACCUAAUCAACAUACAAAGAAGAGGGGGUCUAUUAUUAGUUAAUAAGAUGAUUGUAGGCAGUUGGUUCAUAUACGUCGACGAAGUUGCCCAAAUACUGGUACAAAAAAGUUUUAGUUAUAACACAACGAGCAAAAUUUAUAUCCCAGUAGUUUAGUACUUCAAGUUUAAGCGUCACCACAAUGCAGUGUGUGACGCUACUAAUUGUUUCUCUUCUCUGGACAUCAGCUCAUACAGCGCCACAGAUGUCUGACAUGCAAUUGGAGCGGACACUAGCUGACAGAGUGAUGAUGCAGCGUCACAUAAAAUGCGCUCUGAGCGAGGGACCUUGUGAUCCAACGGGGAUGAGACUUAGAACUCUCGCACCCCUCGUUCUCCGCGGUUCGUGCCCUCAAUGUUCAUCUCAGGAGACGCGCCAAAUAAGACGAACUUUAGCGUUCGUGCAAAGAAACUACCCAUGGGAGUGGACCAAGAUUGUGAGACAGUAUGGAUAAUUGACCAAGUUGAAACCCACAGACUCUACCAACUGUAUAUAAUAUAUCCUUACUUUUAUAUGCGAAAACCAAAUUAAUUAUGCUAUUUUAGAACAAAUAUGACUGUAUCCAUAAUUAUACUAAGUAUUUUCAACUUAUUAACCAUAGAUUAAAAGAUAUUCACGCUGGUAACUCAUACUGAGAAAGCUAAAGACGUUCUAAAUUCAAAUGAAACAUCAUCGCGUUAUGUAAACAUGUAAACCAUUGUGAACGUUUGAUAUAAACUGUUUGUAAACAUAUCUGACCAAAUAUAUGUUAAUGUAUCAAUGGUGUUGUUUUAUGUAGUGUUAUAUAUAAAGCUCUAGCUGUCUCGUGUUGUUUUAAUAUCGAAAUAUAUAAGUGUAUGCCGGA